This is a messenger RNA of Cokeromyces recurvatus, 951 nucleotides long. RefSeq lists its product as uncharacterized. The record is from RefSeq and is a predicted model, not a curated record. NCBI's taxonomy places the organism in Eukaryota, Fungi, Mucoromycota, Mucoromycetes, Mucorales, Mucoraceae. The coding region runs from base 21 to 584 and encodes 187 amino acids. The transcript has 4 exons.
CACUAGCAAUUCUGGAAAAAAUGAUUGAAGAUACGCAAUUGUGGAGCGAAGCGGGCGACAAGCAGGAGAUGGCCUUCUACCGACGCUUCGCUAGCUAUCUGGACACACUGCUGAUUAAAACUGGCUGCUCUAGCAGCAAAAUUGCAAUUGAAACUAACAAACAGUUAUUCCACGCCGAAGAUUUAUCAGCAACGUAUGUACGCAAAAUAGAUUUGAUACUGAGAUACAAUGAUCGCAAGAGUAUAGAUCUAUGUAGUAAUGAGUGGAAGAGGUCGAAGGUGACUUCUGAAUUAAAAUUAAAGCAGCAAUCAAAAAAUUUGCGCGUAAAUGCUUCCAUCAUGAACAGCCUGCAUUCAUUUGGUGCCUCUCCCUCAUCUCUUUUAACAAUGGAUAUGAUAGGUUUACACGGCUACAUCUACCAGUUGACAAAAGUAGAUGACUACUUCAUUGCAACCCCUUACUCAGUUCUUGUAAUACCAAGACGUUUUUCAGAUAUUGCUUAUAUUGAAAAUACACUCCUAGCUCUUUUCAAAUUCAAGGUAAAUGUCUUUUUCGUUUACAAGCGCACAGCCGCGUUGAAUUGACAUCAACAUUUAAUAGAAUUUUUAUACAUCAUUGAUUCCUGCAUUAAGAAAGAGAAUUGUUACAAAUAUGUACAGUAGUAUUGGAAGCGUUUGUGAGAUAGAUGUCGCUGUCUCUGAUAGUACUCAUGUCAAUCAAAAUUUUAUAUUUUUUAAGUCUAAAAAAGAAAAGCGUGGUAUCCCUGAGUCGUAGUAUACCCUUUGCAGUUAAUAAUUGUCAUAAAAAUUUCAUUUAUGUAUAGCUAUAAUGUGAUAUAUUGACGUGAAAUCUAGAGUUAAAGAUAGAUUUGAUCUAUCAUAGUCAUUGACAUCAAUAAUAAUCUUUGAAGCAAAAUAAAAUAAUAAACCUUAUAAUUGAAGCUUUAUUUCC